CAGCUCAUCACACCGACUUCAUACAUGGAGGAGACACACCACGGACGCUCGGAGGAGGAACCGGAGCUCAGCCAACACGAACCAGAACCAGGAUGGUGUUUACCGCGGCCCUGCUCUUUGGACACGGAGCGUCCGUCCUGACGGAGCCGGAGCCCAGCGUUGCGGACAUGAUAGGAAAGUACUGGUCCCAGCUCACAUCCCCGGGCACCCGGGGCGGCUCUGCCCGGCGGGGGAGCGUCGACAGCUGCGACGAGAGAGAGAACAACUCACGCUUUUCAGGCUUGGAUGCUGGUGUGGAGCAUGAGGAGCGGCUGCUGCAGCAGGAUGUGACCCGGCAGAUUGAACGCUGUCUGACAGAGGCCAAGGCGUCCAGCCUCCACUGCCAGGUGCUGCUGCUGCCCCACCAGAUGACCAUGAGGGUCAGCCAGGACGUGGUGCGUUCCUCGGUCGACGAGCCCUGUGGGCUCCGUGGCGCCUCCAUCGCAGUCUACGUGGAGUUCAAAGAUGGCCUCAAAUCCGUGGGGAGCAUCUUCCCUGACACGAGCAUCAUCCCCACCUUUGAACUGUCUGUGAUCUUCAAGGCAGAUAAAGACGACGGCUGGCCACAGUUCAAGAACAUCUUUGAUACCAACAAAGUGUUGAAGCUGAGAGCAGAGUACCGGCUGGUGAAGAGGAAGCUUUACUCCUCUGCCAGUCCAGUCAUCCAUGAUUUCAGCUAUGGGCGAAGUCAAGAUAGUAAACCCAUGAUUCACUGUUAACCUCUUGUGUUUGUAUGUUUUUCAUGUGUCAAAUAUCAGGCUUCAUGCACAGUCUGGCCUGGUGUGCACUGUAACAUGCUUCUGUGUUGUACUUCAAGUCUUAAGCAGAUUUUUAGUUUCACACAUGAUUGUAUAACUUGUUUUUCUACUCUUUAGACCAUGUGACUGUAGUAUUUUGUUGCAGUUGAAUGUUGCAACAUACAUUGUCAACAUGGAAAUGUCCUCUCAGGAAUGGGCAGGUCUCACUCCUGAAAUAUGCUGUACUUCUGUUAUUUAAGUGAUUUUUAAAUAAAUGUGACAUUGUUUCAUA
Messenger RNA from Paralichthys olivaceus (Japanese flounder), 1068 nucleotides. RefSeq names its product DNA damage-inducible transcript 4-like protein. The record is from RefSeq and is a predicted model, not a curated record. Gene Ontology annotation, biological process: negative regulation of signal transduction. Lineage: Eukaryota; Metazoa; Chordata; Actinopteri; Pleuronectiformes; Paralichthyidae. Gene Ontology annotation, cellular component: cytoplasm.